Messenger RNA from Limulus polyphemus (Atlantic horseshoe crab), 664 nucleotides. RefSeq names its product ER membrane protein complex subunit 4-like. The transcript is spliced from 5 exons. NCBI's taxonomy places the organism in Eukaryota, Metazoa, Arthropoda, Merostomata, Xiphosura, Limulidae. The record is from RefSeq and is a predicted model, not a curated record. Gene Ontology annotation, cellular component: EMC complex. Gene Ontology annotation, biological process: protein folding in endoplasmic reticulum. Bases 13 to 543 code for a protein of 176 amino acids.
UUCAUAUUUUCAAUGGCGUCAACGGGGAAAAUACGGAGUGUUAUGCGUCGGCACAAAUGGGCAUUUUCAUUUGCUCAGAGAGCAAAGUCCGACAGACCAGUAGAUUUGGCUUCACCUCCAGGGUACAGUUCUUCUCUUGGUCAAGUUCAUGUAGAAGCUAGCAAAGAAACUGAUGCUAGUCUCAUUGUAAAGAAAUCCUGGGAUAUUGCUCUGGCACCCUUGAAACAAGUGCCUAUGAACCUCUUCAUAAUGUACAUGGCUGGAAAUUCAAUCUCCAUAUUUCCCAUCAUGAUGGUGGGGAUGUUAUUUCUUCGGCCCGUGAAGGCUUUACUUACAGUCCAAUCUACCUUUAAACUCAUAGAAGGGAGCCAGGCUCUCUUUCAGAAAGUUGUGUAUUUAUUUGGAAAUCUAGUGUGUUUGGCAGUAGCCUUGUACAAAUGUUCAUCAAUGGGUUUGUUACCUACACAUGCAUCUGACUGGCUGGACUUUGUGGAGCCACAGCAGAGAAUGGAAUUUUCUGGUGGUGGAUUCAUCAGAAUAUGAUUUUUAUCUUUAUAGAAUAAAGACUGAAUGUAAUAUUAAAUUCUUUUUAUGUUCUGUUAUUCAUAGUUGUACAAAUAAAAGAUAUUAUAUUAUAAUAAUUUUAAUAAAGUUGGUAUAAGUA